AUGAAAUCCACAAAUGUACGAGAAGUUGGCCAGUACUCAUUACUUGGAUCUGCGAUUCCUUUUAAAAGAUAUAUUCAAUUAACUUCCAGAAAUACAAAAGAUUCUGGUGCAGUAUGUCGUAGAAUCAAAAAUCUAAAUGAUAACUGGGAUAUUUAUUAUGCAUAUGGUGCAAUUCAUCCAAAUUCCACGCGAACACAAAUUUUUUAUUACACAAAAGAAUUUUGUCCGGAAAAUUCUGCAAUUUGGACAGGGUUUGCCAUUAAAAUGCAAUAUUUGGCUAAUUCAGACAAUGUUUCAAUUUAUAUUCAUACAAAUAAUUACACAGCAAAGCCAUUUCCACGAGAUCCAUCAUGCGUAAUACCUAUACAUCCUGAAAGUCGUAAGAUGAGAUUCCAUGUUUCUUAUGAAAAUGGAAAUGUUCUUGUAAAUGCUUCAGAAUCGUUUAAUCCGUUCAUAGAAUGUGGUUCAUUUUACUACAAUUUAAUUCACGGCUACUUUUCAUUAUAUUCGUCAACUGAAGGUGAAACAGAAAAUAAUAAUUUAUUAAAUUUUGUUUACACACCACAUUCUCCUGAGAUUCCUAACCCUGAACAAGCUACAGAAGAAGCAAAGAAUCGAAAGGCUUUAUUACAUGGCAAAAAACGUAAAGCGAAUAAGAAUCUUCGUCGAAUGCGUCAAAAAUACACAACUUAUUACAGACAACAGAUGCAAUAUGAAGGCCAACAGCUCAAUGGUGGCACUCCAAACACUGUACAGUUGCGAAGAGCCUUCAAAGAGAUCAAUGAACUCUAUAAAAGAGCUGCAGAAGGAUUAGAUAUCAAAGAAUUAAAAUCUUUCAUCGAAGAAACUGUUGAUGAAAAGAUGAAACAAGCUCUUGAUAAGUUGCAAUCAACAGCUGAUGCAGUUAAUGAGUUCAAGGCAACAUAUAAUGAAAUUUUUUCAAAUUCUGCGAACGCAUUAAAGGAUAUUUUAAUGGAAACAAAGAUUAUGAUGGAUAAUCUUAACUCUACAUUGCAUUACAAGGUAUCUGAUCUCUUUGAUAUGCCUUCAAGUGAAAGAAAAACAUUAGAUGAAAACAUUGUUGAGAAAAAUGACAAUUUUAUGUUUUCUUUAGUAAUGAUUAUUGUUUGUUUCAUUGAGUUUGUCUUUUAUAUAGUUUUCUUCUUGUACAAACACAAAGUAACUGAUCAUUUCCACAAAGCUGACUGA
Messenger RNA from Trichomonas vaginalis G3, 1209 nucleotides. RefSeq names its product lectin, mannose-binding, 1 family. Gene Ontology annotation, cellular component: endoplasmic reticulum membrane; COPII-coated ER to Golgi transport vesicle; endoplasmic reticulum-Golgi intermediate compartment. The record is from RefSeq and is a predicted model, not a curated record. NCBI's taxonomy places the organism in Eukaryota, Parabasalia, Trichomonadida, Trichomonadidae. The coding region runs from base 1 to 1209 and encodes 402 amino acids. Gene Ontology annotation, molecular function: D-mannose binding. The transcript has a single exon. Gene Ontology annotation, biological process: endoplasmic reticulum to Golgi vesicle-mediated transport; Golgi organization; endoplasmic reticulum organization.